AUGUUGAAUGGAUAAUUUAAUAUUACAAAAUGUACAUUCUUUAUAAGGUUCUAUAACUUAUAUAUAAUUCUAGAGUUAAUCAAGUUAUUCUAAGAAUUUACAUAUUAAUAAUUUUAUAGUCAAGUAAACAAAUAUGAUUAGAUUAGUACAAAUUAAGAAUAUGCUUUUAAUAAUAAUAAAACUUUAUUUUAUAUUUAAUUUGGAGAAUCAAUCAAUUUUUCAAAUAUUUAUAUUGAUAAUUUGCUUUAUGAAUCAUUUCUUUAUUUGAGUUCUUCAAGGAGAGUAAAUGUAAAAGAUUUGAAAGUUAUCAAUUCCAAGUUAUCAAAUUUUUUAAUUCAUAUUGAAUCUAAUCAAUGUAAAAAAUAUAUUUUAAUUAAGUUUAAUCUUGUUAAAUCAAUUUUGAUAAUAUCUUAAUUAAGAAUAUUUCAGUUGGUUAGUUUGAACUAUUCAAAAUAAUUGUUCUUCCCUUGCUAAUAAUUAUUCAUUCCCUUCAAAAUCCUUUUAAUGCUUUUAAUUGAUACAGAAAUAUUUUCAGCACCUUCAAAUUUACAAAGCUUUACAAUUCUAAAUCUUCAAAGGAUUUGUGUUGGAGAAAUCUUAACACUAAUCUAACAGACAUGAGUGAAUCAGGACUUAUAUAUUACUCUCUUCACUCUAUGAUGAUCUAAUAGAAAUAAAAAAUAUGCUUGUUACUGAAAUUAAUUGUUCAUUUUGUCAAAGAGGAUUAUUAUCAUUUAAGUAUAAAACAACAAAUAAAAUACAAAAAUUCUCCUCUAUUUCGAAUCUAUUUAUUACAAACUCACAAUGUGGAUAUAAAGGAUGUCUUAACCUAUUUAAGAAUAAAUAGGGUAGAAUAUUAUUUUAGUUUGAUGAAAAAUAAAAAUUUCUUCUAAGAUUUGAAAGUAUAAUUACAAACUAUAUUUGCACAAAUAAUUCAUGCUAAGAGGGUACAUGCUUAAAUUCAUAAUAUAUCACAAUAUACCUAUAGGAUUGUAAUUUCUUAUCUAACAAUGCUGCUUUAAGAGGAGGAGCUAUUUAUACAAACAAAGAGAUUUUACUAUAUAAUUGUUAGAUUUAAAAUAAUGAAGCAAAUAUUGGAGGAGGAAUUUUUCAAUAGGAAACUCUAUAGUAUCCAAUUUUUUAUAAUUAUAUUAAUAACAAUAAAGCAUAAACUUACGGAAAAAAUAUUAUAUCCAUUCCUCAAAAAUUAACUCUAUAACUAAAUGAAAAGGAAAUGCUUUCAACAUUUUGAUUGA
Molecule: messenger RNA, 1256 nt
Organism: Paramecium pentaurelia
Lineage: Eukaryota; Ciliophora; Oligohymenophorea; Peniculida; Parameciidae
Source: the annotation of a GenBank genome assembly